Sorghum bicolor (sorghum) is the source of this 2005-nucleotide messenger RNA. RefSeq lists its product as uncharacterized. Bases 561 to 1718 code for a protein of 385 amino acids. The transcript has 2 exons. Lineage: Eukaryota; Viridiplantae; Streptophyta; Magnoliopsida; Poales; Poaceae. The record is from RefSeq and is a predicted model, not a curated record. Gene Ontology annotation, molecular function: zinc ion binding; nucleic acid binding.
UUCCCCAAACAUCUACAUGGUGUCAGAGCCGACUGUGGCGAUGGCGGCGGCGACCUGUGGCAGCUGCCGGUGGUGAGGCCAUCUCGAGAGCUGCAGGAGGAGAGGUUCGCUCUGGAGGCAUCUAGCUGCAACGGAAAGGACAACGGAGGCACCCAGUUCGUAGGAGAGGAUUUGUGGCUGGGUGUGCAGAGGAAGCAACUUAGGAGCUUGUGGUGGUGCGUGGAUUGGAGAAUAGAGCUCCUGAAGCCGCAUCAGAGGAGCUUGUGGUGGCAGGUAGAAGCAGGUCAACAUCGUGUGGUUGCUGGCCUGCAACGCAGUGGCAGCACAAAGGCUGGCAGGACCUCUGACGGGAACUGCAGACGUCAAGGAAAAGGUGAGGAGCUGAUCUACAAUCAGAAGCUGCAAAAUAGGGAGGAUUUGGUGCUGCUUGCUGCUGGAGGCUUGUACGUGUUAGUGAAAGGGAGCUAAGAGGUGCUGGUUAUUUGGGUUGUUUAGACUACUAGUUGGUACACAACAGUAUUUGUGGAAGUAUCUACGGCAGGCUGUAGAUUUCAGCAGAAAUGGGAGAUAAUCAGGGGAUUGAGCAGAUAUUGGGCAAGCUAGUCGAUUUGCUUACUGAGAAGAAGAAUGAGGCUCCAUCUUCGAGCAAAGUGGGUGUGCCAUUAUAUACAGAUGCAGUUCAGAAAUUGGAACUCACACCGAAUGAUAUCAAACUGGAAGGCGUAAAGAAUUAUUUAGCUUGGUCCAGGAGGGCAUUAUUGUUGUUAAAGGCAAAGAAACUUGAAAGUUUCGUUAAUGGAAAGGUAACUGAACCCAAGGAUAAAUCAAGUGAUGAAUGGAAAGCCUGGGAUGCUACUAACUCUUUGAUAGUUGCCUGGUUGUUGAGCUCAAUGGUGCCACCUAUUGCUGGAUCAGUAGAUACAAUUAUGACUGCAUAUGGUAUUUGGGAAUCACUAUCGAAGACAUACUCUGGUGUAGGGAAUGUGAUGUUGUUUGUUGAUACAGAUGAUAGGCUCUAUCAUCUGAAACAGGGGGAGCUAUCUCUGAUGGAGUAUGUUGCAGAGCUAAAGCGGUUAUGGGCUGAUUUGGACCACUAUGAUCCAAUUGAGUUGCCACACCCUGAUUGUGUGGCGUGGGUGAAGAAAUGGGUUGAGAAAAAACGAGUUCUCCAAUUCUUGAGAGGCCUCAAUUCAGAAUUUGAGGGAAGGCGUGCCUCUCUGUUUCAUCAAUCCAGCCUGCCUAGUAUAGAAGAAGCUAUUGCUGCUAUGGCACAAGAGGAAACUAGGCUAAAGGUAAUGAAAGGAAAUGUUCCAGCCCCAUCCCGUCCAGCAUAUGUUGUAACAAGAUCUCAAGAGACUAGAAUAUGCUAUAAUUGUGGUGAUAAGGGUCAUCUGAGUCGGGACUGCAGUCAACCACAAAAGACUUAUCGCGGAAGAGGAAGAGGCAAUGAUAGGGGUGCACCGAGAGGAGGUAGAGGUCAUGGUGGAAGAAGAGACCUUAGAGCCAAUUUUGCUAUGUCUGAGGAAGGUGCUUCAGACUUAGUCACAAUUUCAGCUACAGAAUUAGAAGAGUUGAGAAAGCUGAAGGAAAAUAAGAACAACUCAAAAUCAGAUGAUCAGGGAGUAGUGUCAACUUCAACAGAUAAUGUUGCCAAUUUUAUCCAUUGUGACGCAGGAAAGGAAGACUGGAAAGCGUCUUGGGACUGGGGUUCGUCAUAAUGGGCUAUGGUAUCUUGACAGAAGGAAGACAAAUAAAGCGAUAUGUCUUGCUUUAUCAGCCAUUGCAAAUGAAGAUGAGGCUAAGGUAAUGCUUUUGCAUUGUCGGUUGGGACAUAUAUCUUUUGAUAUUAUGAGUAGGAUAUUUCCUGAACAAAUGUGUAAGGUAGACAAAAGUAAGUUACUAUGUGAUGCAUGUGAGUUUGGGAAACACACAAGAACUUCAUAUGUGAGUAGGGGAUUGCGAAGUGUGUCACCUUUUAUAUUAAUUCACUCUGAUGUGUGGACUU